AUGUCGAUACGGCCCUCUCAAGCGAAGCGCGUCAGGCCAGGGGAUCAAAGCGAGAAGGGCCAAAAGUCAGCGGUACACGCAACUGUCAUGCAAAGCAAGCGACGCUCGCCGACCGCUGCCCGAUUGCACCUCCUCGCCGACGCUGGUGGAAAAGUGUCUGUCGGUCUUUCCUGCGAAGCUCCAACCUUAUCUCAAACUCAUCAGGUUGCAGAACCCGAUUGUAUGCAGCCUGUACACAUACACACACGGUCCAACUUCGGACUUUCGUGCGCAACGCUGUGCGGCUCUCUCUCUCUGACUGACGAAAUUCGCAAACUAGGGCACUUGGCUCCUAUAUUGGCCGUGUGCGUGGGGAUUGGCCGUGUCCGCCGCUCCGGGGUCGCUGCCGAGCUUCAAGUAUCUGAUUCUAUUCGGUAUAGGUGCGCUGGCUGCGCGCAGCACGGGGUGUAUCGUGAACGACGCGUGGGACCAGAGGAUAGACAGGAUGGUGACGAGGACGAGGGGGCGUCCGUUGGCGGCGAGGGCGCUUUCGAAUUGGCAGGCGGCGAAGUUGUUUGCGUGUACGGGGAGCGCUAG
Schistocerca gregaria is the source of this 576-nucleotide messenger RNA. RefSeq lists its product as uncharacterized. The transcript has 2 exons. Lineage: Eukaryota; Metazoa; Arthropoda; Insecta; Orthoptera; Acrididae. The coding region runs from base 1 to 576 and encodes 191 amino acids. The record is from RefSeq and is a predicted model, not a curated record.